UGCAGGAAUGUGACGACACUGAAGCAUGAUGAAAACAUUGUUGUCCUUGCCUGGUACCGUUAAUUUAGUAAUAAAACACCCUCGUUUAAUAAAUGUUUUGAUUUUCUUCCGUGGCAGGUGUGUUUUUGGUGCAUCACUUGAUACAGCGGACCCUCGCUCUACCUCCUCACGUGCUCGCUUAUUGGAUGUCAUAGAGGUGUGCGAGGAGCACCAAAAUAUGGCGCUAUCAUUUCCAGCCAAUAGCCGCUCAGUUUGUAACAGGUUUCUGCUUGCCGUCACGACGGCGACGGGAACGCGCGUCCGAGACGGGGAAAGGGAUUUAGAGGCGUCGGGGUCGCGCUCACCGUGUUUGGCUGGCAAGUGCCUGCUUCACCAGGUUCAGCAUUAUGGGGGAUCCUGGACCCCGAGACGAGAUGGACCCUCAUCGAGCGACCACAGCACAGGGACCGUGCAGGCGGUUCAUACCGGGGUAGAGGAGAGCUUUCAUAUGUCAGUAAGUGAGCUGCAGAGGAGGAGGUGUUUUCUGGGAGUCAAUCAGAGCUGGAGUCACUGCUUGGUAGGUUAUUGAAGGAGAUACGGACGUGAGGAAACUGGGAAGUCGACUUAACUUCACUAAAUACCGCAUUGAACUGAGCGGAAACAAUGAAUAAAUUGGUGAUUACGAGCCGGUCCGGUCAGCCUGGGCGAAUCGGAACAGGCUGGGCUUGUCCAGUGUGAAGUCGGCUCCCAUCUGUUGACUUCUCCGCCGGGCGGCGAUGUCCGCUUUCUGCCUGGAUCUGCAGACGUCUGCCGUGGUUUCAGCACCAGUAGAGCUGGACAGCGACUGCAUGGAGCCGCCGGCUAGCCCCGGCGCUCAGGAGCCCGGCGGCUUUCAGGGCCACCCGCCGCCGCGGCGCGCCGGCUCCGGAGGCCUAGGCACGGCCUUGGAGGAGGAACUGGCCAUGAUCACCGGGGAGCGGGGAGUCGACGAGGAGCUGGCGGAGCUGGAGGCGCCAGCGGCGGGGCAUAGCGCAGACAUGCUGUUGCUCUUCCGGCAAAAAGAGAAGGACUUGGUUUUAGCAGCUAAACUGGGCAAAGCGCUGCUGGAGAGAAACCAAGACCUGACCAAGCAAUACGAGAAGAUGCACAAAGAUCUGUGUGAGAAGUUGGAGCACCUGGAGCAGGAGAAACACGAGUUGCGGCGGCGCUUCGAAAGUCGAGAGGGUGAGUGGGAGGGCCGCGUGGCCGAGCUGGAGACGGACGUCCAGCACCUGCAGGGCGAGCUGGAGCGCCACCAGGUCCAGUUGAGGGAGGCGGACAGGGACAAGACCAAGGCCAUCAGCGAACUGUCUGAACAGAACCAUAGGCUGCUGGAGCAACUCAGUAGGGUGAGGAGGAGUGAGUCUGUGUGUGUGUGUGUGUGUGUGUGUGUGUGUGUGUGUGUGUGUGUGUGUGUGAGUGUGUGUGUGUGUGUCCAUCCUCAUGCUUCAGAGGUUACAGCUUUAGGCCACCUGGGCAAAUCUGCAAGGAAGAUUUAAUUAGCUCGGGCUUUGUGUUGUGGGUCACAUGGUCCUAAUGCUUCCCUUAUAUGGCCUUCCAUCCACGGCACACUUCUUAGGGAAGCACUAUGGUGUGUAUAGAUGUUUGUAUUCUGAAAACACAAGUUCUCAGAAUUCUUAAUGUGGCAUUAUGUGGACAUUUUGCUGGUUCACACAGUGAACAAAGGUUAGGUUUAGGACUAAGGAGUGAAUUGAGUUUAGGGCUAGGUUUAUACUCAUGAGGGUUAGGGUUGGUGAAAGUGUCUGCAGUUACUAAAAUGAUUGGGAGUCAAUCCAAAGUCUUAAUAUGGGUAGAAAUACAAUCGCGUGUCUGCGUGUAUGUGCGUGUACGUGCGUGCGUGCGUGUGUGCGUGUGUGUGUGUGUGUGUGGCCUUGUAUUUGAUACAGUACAUGGACCAUUUAAACGCUACAUUGUUUCUUAUGGGGCCUAAUGUCAGGACCUCAUAAGAAGAGGUGCUGUUUUAAGCGGUAGGGGUUAGGUUUACGAUUAUUAUGUACUGGUAACGGGUAGUUUUACGGUAUGGGUUAGUAUUAGGCUAUAGAAAUUAAUGAAGUGAAUCUAAAUACUUUUGAAGGCAGAAAUACUUACUAUGUGUGUAUGUCUGUAUGUGUAUGUGUGUUUCCUUGGGGCCAAUCUGUUGAGUUUCUGUCUGCUUGGCUGGAAUAGCACAGGCUGCUCAGCCAAAUGAGUUUUCAUCCCCCUCUCUCCCCUAAUGGUGGACCUACCCCUGUUCUGCUGAUCUCUCUCACUUAAUCUGAAUUAUGCCAGGUCCUAAAUAUAAAAGCAGGGCUUCCAGGUCUAUCUUUGAAUAAUUUACGGCGAUUGAACUAUGCGCUUAUGCAAUAGCCCUCUGCUUAUUGACAGGUGAUUUGAGUGCAGUUAUUUGUGACUGGCUGAGAUGGAAUGAAGAGAUUCGGAGACAGAUGAUUGGAGAAAUUAAUGGGAACAAAGCUUGAGCCGUUUUGGGCCAGACGUCGAAGCUUUAUCGUGAAAUGGUUCACAAACUGCAGGGUAAGCUGAGGCUGGCUGCGAGGGAAAGAUUGAUGGAACUGAGAGUGCUAACGUUUGUAGCUGCUCUUAUUUAAGCCGCUUUAAGAAGCUCAGAGGAACUUCUCAAUCUGCCCAGCUGACACCAAGAAAUGAACACUUCCUUCAGUCAGGAUGGCCACUUGCUAAUAUAAUAGCUCCCGAAACAACAUCUAUGUUCUUUCAUUCUACACUGGGAAGAACGUACUUCCAUUCGUGUUAUAUGGGUUAUAUACAUUAUAAAGAUUUGAAGGUUAUGAAGGCUUGGUAGGGACCUCAUAUUUAAAGUAACAGUUCAGCGCCUUUGAUAUAUUUCAGUCAAGAAACAAAACAAAAUGUAAACUUCUUCUUUUUUUCCCCCCACUUCAUUCAGCAGUGUUACAAGAAACUAAAAGUUUUAUGACAAUAAUUUGAUUUCAUCAAUCUGUUGGAGCAUUACAAGUGGAGGGUGUAGAUAAAGAAUAAGCAGACAUACACUGAGUUUAUACAAUAGCAAAGAAAAACAGAUUAAAUUAUUUUGGAGCCGUGUCAACAUAUAGACAAUCCGGUGCAGGAGAUGUACUUGAAUGCACCAUAGAAGCAUCUGUUAG
This is a messenger RNA of Poecilia latipinna (sailfin molly), 3155 nucleotides long. Its product is annotated as bicaudal D-related protein 1-like. The coding region runs from base 756 to 1517 and encodes 253 amino acids. Gene Ontology annotation, biological process: Golgi to secretory granule transport; vesicle transport along microtubule. NCBI's taxonomy places the organism in Eukaryota, Metazoa, Chordata, Actinopteri, Cyprinodontiformes, Poeciliidae. The record is from RefSeq and is a predicted model, not a curated record. The transcript has 2 exons.